Molecule: messenger RNA, 2517 nt
Organism: Nymphaea colorata (pocket water lily)
Lineage: Eukaryota; Viridiplantae; Streptophyta; Magnoliopsida; Nymphaeales; Nymphaeaceae
Product: acyl-CoA-binding domain-containing protein 6-like
Exons: 12
Coding region: 316-2178 (620 amino acids)
Molecular function (GO): protein binding
Source: RefSeq, a predicted model, not a curated record
UCCGUUGUAAUCUUUUUCUUACCGCCUUCUGUCCCUACUUCUAGAUUUUCUCACCCUUCUUCUUCAUGCUUCUGGUUUGCCUGACCGCCUACAUUUUCUUCUUCAAAAGAUACAAAUAUUUAUCUCACAGUUAGGCAGAAUCCUAAACGUAGUGAAAGACUGUGCUUUUAUCAGGUGAAAAAUCUUGAUUUUCCAUGGCUAAUGGUUGUUGAUGUGCUUCGGGUUACAGACGAAAGGGAAAGACCAUUGUACAAAAUAACAAGCAAAAGAGGGAAUAGAAAAAUCAAAGUGGGUAUUUUCUAAUAGUGAAAGAGAAUGAGGUGGGAGAGGGUUAAUGUGCUGAUCAGAUCUAAAGAAGGCCUGGAAGGAAAGAAAUCACCAGGCAGGAGAGGGGGCAUCCUGGGCCCUGGCAAAAGAUGGGGCCACACAUGCAACUCUAUCAAAGGAGGAAGGUUUUUAUACGUGUUUGGUGGUUAUGGGAAGGACAAUUGCCAGACCAAUGAAGUUCAUGUGUUCGACACAAUUAAGCAGACAUGGAGCAAGCCUAUGGUGAAGGGGGUGCCACCAUUGCCAAGGGACAGCCACAGUUGCACGACUGUGGGGAACAAGCUCUUUGUGUUUGGGGGCACAGACGGGCAGAAUCCGUUGAACGAUUUGCAUGUUCUUGAUACCUCUACAAAUACAUGGACUCAACCAAUUGUAAGCGGUGAUGGGCCAGAAGCACGAGAAGGGCACAGUGCAACACUUGUUGGAAGGCAUCUUUUUAUAUUUGGAGGCUGUGGGAAGUCUUUCGAGGAGGAUGAAGAGAUAUACUAUAAUAACCUAUACAUACUGGAUACUGAGACUCUAGUCUGGAAACGUGCUGUGACAACUGGAAGUCCACCUUCUGCUCGAGACAGCCAUACAUGUUCAUCUUGGAAGAACAAAGUUGUGGUGCUUGGUGGUGAAGAUGCAUCUGACUGUUACUUGUCCGAUGUCUACAUAUUGGAUGCAGAUACUCUUGUUUGGAAGGAGUUAAAUACUUCUGGCCAGGUUUUAGCUCCUCGUGCUGGUCAUUGCACUGUAGCACUGGGAAAAUACUUGUUUGUAUUUGGGGGAUUUACUCACGAUCGGACACUUUAUGAUGACCUUCAUAUACUGAAUGUAGAUACAGGUAUUUGGAGCAAAAUUUCAAAUGCAUGCCAGGGGCCUUCUGCUCGGUUUUCUGUAGCUGGAGAUUGUGUGGAUCUGUGGAAGGGCGUUCUUGUCUUCAUAGGAGGAUGCAAUGAAAAACUCGAGGCCCUUGAUGAUAUGUACUAUCUAUACACAGAUAUGCUGAUGGAAAAUGGUCAACAUGAGCAUAGGCUGGAAAAGCUUUCUCUAAGAAAAGAGUUGAAGCGAAAGCGCCAAGAACACCAUCUUAAUUCUUCAAAUUUUGUACCCAAGCUUGAUAAAAUGCCUGAUGGGUAUCAUUCAUUCCCUUAUUUGAAGCAUGGUGAAACUGGGAAGUUGCUUGAGUUGGGCAUCUCAAAGCAUGGAGGUUAUCGGGUCAGUCCGAUGGAUCCGACCUAUGAUCCCAUAUCCGGCACUGAUGCUCAUUCACUUUCAGUAUCUAAGCCUGCUGAAGAAAAGUUGUUUGAAGCGACUGUCAUAGAUAUUCUCCAUUGUGGGUAUGCAAUUCAAACCAGCAUUGAUGGAAAAUCUUUACGGGGCAUAUUGUUUUCAUAUACACCAAGCUUCAUAUAUGAUGUACAUGCCCGGGUUAGUAGGAGAAGAAUGUCAAAGGAAUGUCCUGCUGUAGAGGGAAAUGAUAUCAGCAAAGCAAAGACAAAGUCUGAUGGCAGUUUCAAGCAAGAGUCCGAGAAUACGAAAUCAGAUGCACCACCUAAUGCCAAUAAAUCAGCUACACCAGAGUUGUCAGGAGAAGCUGAUCCUUCACUUUCUGAUGAUUCAACUCCUAGUGUGGCCAUCCGUCAUAAAAACUUGGCCUCAUAUGAUAGUGAGACAACCCAAGUGCUUUCUGGGGCUCCAAAGCCUGAAGCUGCACCUGCUGUAGAAGAAGUUCAUUCACAUGGCCUUACACUACCUGAAGAAGAAUCUAUUACAUCCAUGGCACAAGGUGUCGAUGUCCUCGGACCAGUUGCUGAAAAAGCUCUGCCGAUGCAUGAUGAUGGUCAACAACUUGCUGGCUCAUGCUGAGGGCCCGCAUUAAGAGACUGACAACCAGCAAUAGGAAUUAACUAGUAUCAAAAGUAAAACAAAAGUUUGUGCCCAUGAGUUAAUACUGAUUAUUAUAUAGGAACAGAUCAAAAUACUGAGAGUUUUGGGUAGCAGCUGAAAGCUGGUUCAGUUUUUGUCCGGGUUUGCUGACCAGCAGUGUGCGAUUUCAAGUGCAUGGUAGAUGCUUAAUCUGAAUUAGGAAUUUACUCCUUCAGCUCCCUUAUGUUAUGUAUGUAUCAGGUCUAGAUUUCUGAUAAGUGAGAAGGCACUGUGGAGGUUACUUCAACUUGUGCAUCAAUCAAUUGAUAUUUAUUGCCA